AUGUUAAUACAUACAAACCGUCUCACCGAGUUUGCGCUUCAUACAAUGAAAGACUUCCAACUUUCAGGUGCUAUUAUGCAUAAUUACUACGUGAAAGUUGUGCCAACAAGCUAUGUACGCAUGGAUGGUCGUGUGGAAAGUAGCCAUCAGUUCUCAGUAACAACUCAUCAAAAGGAUAUAUCGAAAGGUGUGAGUGGGAUUCCGGGUUUUGUCGUGCAGUAUGAAUUCAGUCCACUUAUGGUGCGGUACGAAGAAAGGCGGCAACAUUUGAUUACGUUUCUGGUCUCGCUAUGUGCUAUUAUUGGAGGCGUAUUCACUGUCGCUCAGAUGCUCGACUCUAUGAUUUAUCACUCAUCUCGAGUCAUUGAAAGGAAACUUAUCCUGAAUAAGCUUGGUUAA
Messenger RNA from Ostertagia ostertagi, 399 nucleotides. The record is from the annotation of a GenBank genome assembly. NCBI's taxonomy places the organism in Eukaryota, Metazoa, Nematoda, Chromadorea, Rhabditida, Trichostrongylidae.